Molecule: messenger RNA, 1341 nt
Organism: Striga hermonthica
Lineage: Eukaryota; Viridiplantae; Streptophyta; Magnoliopsida; Lamiales; Orobanchaceae
Source: the annotation of a GenBank genome assembly
AUGAUGAAAGGUGUUUGUUUUGAGUUUGUUGAAACGGAGGUGUGCUUACUUUAUGUUGUCCUCUUUCCAGAAGCAUACGAUGCGCUUGAUCCAAAUGGAAACAUCACAAUCAAAUGGGACGUCAUCAAUUGGACUCCCGACGGCUACGUGGCUGUUGUUACGAUGUUCAACUUCCAACAAUACCGUCACAUCCAAGCCCCCGGGUGGAGCCUCGGGUGGAGUUGGGCAAAAAAGGAAGUGAUCUGGAGCAUGAUGGGUGGCCAAACAACCGAACAAGGAGAUUGUUCGAGGUACAAAGGGAACAUCCCACAUUGCUGCAAGAAAGACCCAACAGUGGUGGACCUCUUGCCUGGGACCCCUUACAAUCAGCAGAUUGCAAACUGCUGCAAAGGGGGUGUCAUCAACUCCUGGGCUCAGGACCCUACCAAUGCUGCCAGCUCCUUCCAGGUCAGCGUGGGAGCUGCAGGGACCACCAACAAGACCGUGAGGCUCCCAAGGAACUUCACCCUCAAGGCCCCAGGCCCUGGCUACACCUGUGGGCCCGCCAAGAUCGUCAAGCCCACCAAGUACGUCACGCAGGAUGGGAGAAGGGUCACACAGGCUAUGAUGACAUGGAACAUCACAUGCACAUACUCACAGUUCCUCGCUCAAAAAACUCCAACAUGUUGUGUCUCAUUGUCAUCCUUUUAUAACGACACUAUCGUCCCUUGCCCCACCUGUACCUGUGGAUGCCAAAAUAACCUUACUCAGCCUGGGAGCUGCGUCAAUCCUGAUUCACCAUAUCUUGCUUCGGUUGUUUCGGAAAGAGGGAGGAGUAAUAAUCUGGCACCUCUAGUCCAGUGCACUACCCACAUGUGCCCCAUUCGGGUACACUGGCACGUGAAGGUCAACUACAAGGAGUACUGGCGUGUUAAGGUCUCAAUAACCAACUUUAAUUACAGGAUGAAUUAUACGCAGUGGAACUUGGUCGUCCAGCAUCCCAACUUUGACAAUUUGACCGAGAUUUUCAGCUUCAAUUACAAGCCUCUCAAUCCUUACCAAAAUAUAAAUGAUACUGCAAUGCUAUGGGGCGUCAAAUUCUACAAUGACUUGCUCAAUCAAGCGGGCCCCCUAGGAAACGUGCAGUCGGAGCUUCUUUUCCGAAAGGACAAAAACACAUUCACUUUCGAAAAGGGUUGGGGUUUCCCCAGAAGAAUUUAUUUCAACGGUGACAAUUGUGUCAUGCCGCCUCCCGACGCUUAUCCGUAUCUGCCAAACGGGACUUUGCGCCAAAAUUUCUCGUUUUUAUUGCUACUCAUCUCUCUCUUAUCGUCUUUGGCAAUCCAUUUCACGUGCUUUUAA